Papilio xuthus (Asian swallowtail) is the source of this 1165-nucleotide messenger RNA. RefSeq lists its product as uncharacterized. The record is from RefSeq and is a predicted model, not a curated record. The coding region runs from base 405 to 1142 and encodes 245 amino acids. The transcript is spliced from 3 exons. NCBI's taxonomy places the organism in Eukaryota, Metazoa, Arthropoda, Insecta, Lepidoptera, Papilionidae.
CAAGCUCAGGAAAUGACAAAAAUCAGUCAUCAAAGUCUUCCAGCUCUGGAAGUGACAAGAAUCAGUCAUCAAAGAAUAACAAAAAUCAAUCAUCCAGCUCAGAUAAUAAAACAUCAAAAUCUAAUGAAACUCAUCAAAAUCUUAAAAAUUCCACAAAAGAACAUGUAAAUGACAAAGACUAUAAUAAUAAGAGCAGUGGAAAAUCCGAAAAGGAAGGUAACGAUAAAAACAAAAACACAAAGGAUUCUUCAAAAGGUGGAAAGAACGAUAGUGGACAUUCAAAAGGAAACAACAAAGGAAAUAAUAUUCCAGACGAAAAAAAAUCGGGCAAAAAAACUACAGCAUUAGACAUAUUAAAUAAUAAAGGUUUUAUAAAAGAUUUAGUUAAUUACACUAAGAAAGUGAUGUCUGAAAGAGAUUUUGAUUUGCUCGUAAAUACGGACAUAUUCUUGACCAUUUUUAAAGAAGAUUAUGAAGCUUUAGCUGAAGUCGCAGAAGACAAUGAUGAUUGGGAGAAAUAUAUCAAAUCAGCUAUAGAAAAUUUCUAUCUUGAAUUUAACAAGAUCUAUUACAACUUGGUACACUUACAGUCAGAUAAUAGCACUGAAAUAGAUAAAUAUAACAAGGCUUAUGAUUUGGCUAUGUUCUUGUUCGCAUCGAGGAAACAUUUUAAUGCAGUAAAAAUGGCCGCUCCUGUCAGACGGAUUGCAGAUUUGAUUAAAAGCGUAAUUGGAGGCCCUAUAGAAAUGAUCCAGACCAGCUGUAAAAAAGAUAUGCCAGUAUGGCAAUGUAACAUAGCUUAUCUAUCCAAAUUGAUUGCUGCAGCGGAAUCCUGCCCUAACAUUUGGUAUCACUCUUUAGUGUUGGAAACAAUGCUGGAAUAUAAUCGGGCACAGACUUUGUCUAUUGGAGAUCCUAUUAAAAAAGCUUUGAGUCAUGUAAAGAAUAAAAAGAAAAGUCCUAAAGACGUAUCCCAAGUGUUGAAGGUAUUUGAAUUUGUCCAGAAGACGUUAUCAGAAACGAAGGAGUCUGCAAGAUAUUCUCUUCAAUUGAGAGCCAAAUUGUACCAAUUCAUAACUGAUUUGCAAAACGAUGGUAGCCUUGAUUGUAAUAAUAUUAGUACACCGCUAUACGUCUUUUAGAUGAAAUAAAAUGUAAUUUUUAA